Prorocentrum cordatum is the source of this 357-nucleotide messenger RNA. NCBI's taxonomy places the organism in Eukaryota, Dinophyceae, Prorocentrales, Prorocentraceae. The record is from the annotation of a GenBank genome assembly.
AUGUGUACAUGUUGUGUUUACCCGACGAUGCAUUUUGCGUUCGUGGGCACCUUCAUUGCGUCCUUGGCUUUGCACUUUGUGCUGAUCGCCGUGAUCAUCUGCUAUUCUCGCAGUAAGACCGCGUUGGACAGCAGGCUCUCGCUCGCGAUCAUGGUCAUAACCGUGCUGGGAUCUUCGCUCAUGGUGAUUGGAACCUUGUGGCCAACGAGUCCGUCCUGGAUGGGGCAGCACGCCUUUUGGCUGGCCGAAUGCGUGGGACUUUCGACUGGCUCCCUGAUCGGGCCGCUGGUCUUCACGUAUGGGAGCACCGACGAGAGCACCACUGCCGACGAUGCGCUCCUCCACGCCGAGUCCUAG